AAUAGUCUGCGUUCAGCUGUAGCCAUCGUAGCCGGUAACAGGUAACCGUCAUCUCUAAACAGCAGCGACGACUGAAAUCCCAAAUUCCCAAAUCCCCGAAAACCGAAACCCUUCAAUUCAAAAAUUCACACUAUGAAUUUCUUCAAAUCUAUCAUCUUAGACGAUGAGGAGCCUCCAAAACCCGAGAGUCCACACGAAUCCGGCCUGGAAUCCGCCGUUAACCCGCCGGCCGAAGAUCAGAGUCCGAAUGGCACCGAUCAGGGCGCGGACGGCGACGGAUGGAGUUUCGGGAGCUUGAUCAAAACCCUAGCCACCAGAUCGGAAUCAGUGAUCGAGACUUACAGCAGAGAUCUGAAGGAAUUCGGCUCGGGUCUGAGGAAGGAAUCCGAGAUCAUUCGGGAAGCCGCGAGCCGAGCCGUGAAGGAGCUCCCGGCGUCAAUCGAAGCCGGAACGUCGGCGGCGCACGGCGUGCUGAAGUCGACGGCGGAGAUAAUCUUGCAAGAGCCGCAGUUUUCGGAUGGGGAGUCCGAGACGCCGGAGAUCAAUCGGAGCGUGAAUUCGGGGCGGUACAGUAGGUUUGAGGCUCAGUUGAGUGCGAUUCAGAGUGAUUUGAAUACGUUCUGUCAGGAGCCGGAUGAUUUGGAGGAGUACGAGAAGUGGAGAUCGAGCUUUAAGCUCGAUGAAAAGAGUAGCGAGAUCGAAGGGUUGACUGGGGAGAAUGGGGCUUUGGAUGCUAAUUUUAGAAAGAUUGUGCCCAAUGUAGUCGAUCAUGAUACAUUUUGGUGUAGGUAUUUCUACAGAGUGGAUAAACUCGAGCAGCAGGAGAAGUUCCGGGCUAAUCUUGUGAAGAGGGCGAUCUCGGUGGAUGAAGAUGACGAUGAGUUGUCGUGGGAUGUUGAUGAUGAAGAGGAGAAGGAUGGUGAGAAGGCGAAAGGCCUGAGUGAUGAUGGGAGCUCGGUUCUUGGUGAGAAAGGAGGGAGUUUGGGUGGCGAAUCUCAGCUUGAGAAGGAAGGAGGCAAUGCCGCUGUGGAUGAUGAAGUUAAGAAGGAUGUGGUUGAGAAAGAUGAGGCUGUGGAUGAGAGAGAAACAGAAACGACGUCUGAUAGAGUUGCCAGAGAGAGAAGUGGUGAGAGAUUGAAAUCUGACGAAAUUGUCAAAGAGAAAAAUGAUGAAAAUGUGGUUGAGAAAGGCGAAGUUACAGAAGUGGCGAAGCCUGAGGUGAAGACAGAGGAGGAAGAUAUGGGGUGGGACGAGAUUGAGGACAUUGGAAGUGACAAUGAGAAGAAAGUUUCGACUAGUGAGAGGCCCAACAGAGAAGAGCUGAGGAAGCAGCUGAGUGCUGCAGAAGAUGAUGAGGAUUUGAGUUGGGAUAUUGAGGAUGAUGAUGAACCAGUGAAAUCUUGAUCGCUGCAAGUAAGGCGUGAAAAUGGCUGCAUUGUGAACCUCGUCGUGCUAAAGCUGUUGGAUCGGCAAAUGGAAGGGAUAACAAAGAAUGAUCCCAUUGAAGCUACCUACCAAGUCAAUAUAAAUUUAUUCAAACUGAUUAUAUGUGUUUUGAUUCUUUGCUGUUACUCUUCAUGUGAAAGUAUGCUGUAACUGCCUUUGUUUAUGUGGCUCAAUGUGUUCAUUGAUGAAGAAUUGUAAACCUCUAUUUUAAGAUGCUAUAAAAAGAAACUGCCUCUUUCAA
Molecule: messenger RNA, 1687 nt
Organism: Salvia miltiorrhiza (redroot sage)
Lineage: Eukaryota; Viridiplantae; Streptophyta; Magnoliopsida; Lamiales; Lamiaceae
Exons: 1
Coding region: 133-1404 (423 amino acids)
Cellular component (GO): cytoplasm
Source: RefSeq, a predicted model, not a curated record